AUGAUUAACAACCAACCAAAACUCGUUUUUAUGUUUGAUUUUGAUCAUACUCUUGUGGAUGAGAACACAGAUACCUUCAUCUAUGAUGGUUUGAUGCCUGAAUUACAUUCCUUUCUAAAAGAGUUACGACACUCGGGAUAUACAUGGACCGAAACCAUGAGAAGAAUAUUUGAAAAACUACUAACCCGAUUCCGUAUUGAUCAAUUGACAGAAAGAAUGGAAAAAUGUCCUAUGGAUGAAAAGACAGUAGAGUGUUUGAAAGAAAUUAAAAAACGUGAAUGUGAAGUGAAUAUCAUUUCCGAUUCCAAUGAAUAUUUUAUAAGUACAAUUUUGAAGAAGAGAGGUGUUGUGGAUUGUGUGACUCAUAUUCAUACAAAUGCAAUCAAAAUGGAUACUGAAAAGAAUACUAUUGAUAUUAUUGAAUAUUCUAUAGCUCAUGGAAAGCCUCAUGAUUGUAAGAGCUGUCCUGUCAAUAUGUGUAAAGGAGAGAUUGUACUUGAAAUUGUCAAUCAUCAUUUAGGCCAUCCAGAGAACAUAACGAGAAUGUCAUAUUUAUUUAUUGUGGAGAUGGAAAGAAUGACUUUUGUCCUCUUAAACAUUUGA
Molecule: messenger RNA, 603 nt
Organism: Naegleria lovaniensis
Lineage: Eukaryota; Heterolobosea; Eutetramitea; Acrasida; Naegleriidae
Exons: 2
Coding region: 1-603 (200 amino acids)
Molecular function (GO): phosphatase activity
Source: RefSeq, a predicted model, not a curated record